AUACAAACUCCAGAAAGGGAGUGGUCUGUCUUAUUCAUGGAUGCUUCCCUGGUACUCAGAAGGCACUUAAUAGAUAUUUGGUGAAUUUAUUUCGAAGCUACAUUUUGCGUCCCGUAAGGCAACUGCUGUUUGGUUACGAGCCUUAAUAAGCUUCCCAGCUUCUCAGGGGCAAGAAACCUAAGGCCUAGGUCAUGGGGCUAAACCCGCAUUUAAAAACUAUCGAGGCUCAACUUCCCAUCUGGCCCCUACAGGUGUAGAGGACAAAGAGGUCGAACAGCCGGCGUACGUUAGUUUCCUGGGUCGGCGUAGGGUCGGCAACUUCCCCCGCUGCAGCACGGCUGCUCUGAGAAUGUGUGGCUUUGAACAUCCCCUCGGCACAGCUGAUCUGCGCCGCCGGCCAGGGCGCGCGACGCGAACCCGCCCUUCCCGCAGCUUCAGUGCCCUCACUUAGGUGGUCAGUCCGUGCCUAAACAUCGUUCUUUUCGGGCCGGGAACGUCCUUGCCCCAGGACCGAGGCGCCGAGGCAGCAUGCCCUUGGCGCCCCGGCGUUCUGCAGGGAGCCGAGCGGACGGCAGCGCCGGGCCGCGAACAGGCGGCGCACCGAACACCCGCGCGAGGCCCCGCGGCGCGUCAGGGAAGCGCGCCGGCGCCCUCGGCGCCCAGACGCAAGCUCCCGCCACACGCACGCGCAGUGCACGCAGCAUGAGGGUCGCGGCCUUGAUCAGUGGUGGGAAGGACAGCUGUUAUAAUAUGAUGCAGUGCAUUGCUGCUGGCCAUCAGAUCGUUGCUUUAGCAAAUCUGAGACCAGAUGAAAACCGAGAGAAGUCUGAUGAGCUGGAUAGCUAUAUGUAUCAGACAGUGGGUCAUCAAGCCAUUGACUUGUAUGCAGAAGCAAUGGCUCUUCCACUCUACCGCAGAACCAUCAGAGGAAGGAGCUUGGAUACAGGAUGGGAAUACACCAAAUGUGAAGGGGAUGAGGUUGAAGAUCUCUAUGAGCUUUUGAAACUUGUGAAGGGCAUCACUAGAGUGACCUUGCUUGCUGAAUAUGAUGCUCUGAAUCUCCAAGAUUUUCACAUGUAUUUGGAAAUGGGCAGCCAGGCGAUUGUUUACAGGACUCCAAAUGAACUGUGCACUCACAGCAAGUUUGAUAAACACACAUUUCCUCCUUUUAUCAGAGAGAUUGUAGAAUGUGAAGUAUGGGUUUCCAGUUUUACUUAUUCCCCUCAACCUUUUUCCUGUUUAAAAACUUAGACAUACUAAUUGGAUGCUGAUCUGUCCCUGUUUUUCAUUUUGCUUACUGAUAGGUGACGGCUUAUCCCAAGACUUACCUUAGCAAGAUUUGGCAAACCUUCAAAAAUAAACUUUUAUGUAUUCAACUUAAAAGAGAUUCAUCCCAAGAAAUGUAAUGUGAGCACUAAUUAACAGUAAUGACUGCUAAUCACUUUGCUUUUUAUACUCUUUUAGGAGCACUGCGAUUAUCCAAUGUAGUUAAGUAAAAUGCUUGUAUAAGAAUCAGCAAUGCUGCAUCCUUUUAGCAGCUAUUGCUCACAAUUAAGCUUUGCAUAAAUUAGAGUUAACUAAAAUUGACUUUAAUAUGUUAUGCUUCUGUGAUAGUAAACUGAAAUAUCCAGUUAAAAUCUUGAAUAUUAAAAAGACAUUACCUAAGGGUUUUUUUUUAAUGUAGUCAUUCUUGUGGUAGAUGAAAAACAGUAUUUCAUAUAAAUUUUCUCACAGUUCAUGACACUUUCCCUUAGAUUUCUUUGAAACUGCUUGUGCCUCUUUAUAGUCACAGCAACACUUUGAUUCUGUUGUAAGCAUUUAUUUUAUCAGAUCAAUGAGAAUAGAUAAGCUUAUUUAAUUUUUCUGAUUUUGUAUAUUGAUUUCUAGGACAUUUUACAGAUUUUUUUUGUAUUAUUUAAUCCACUUAUAUACACUUGGUUCAUAGUUUGUGCAUUCAGCUUUCAUUAAAAAGGGUUGUUUUAUUACAUUUAGUGUACUAUUAGAGUAUUAUAAAAGCUGUUUAUUUAGAUAUUCAACAUACCUACAAACUGCCUUGCCUCAGCAGGUGACUAGGUAAAACUCACAUAUUAAUAAUUUAAGGGAUCAAUGUUCAAGUAGCAUUUUGGUUAAUAAGUUAAAACCUAGAGUUAGUACUAGUGACUUUAACAGUGCUUUACUUUUGACUUUUAUUGGCUGAAAGUAACUUGUUAAAUUGGAGCCUUUAUAAUAAAGUGAAAUCUACAUACCAUCUAAAGCCCUUUUCCCGUUUUGAUUUAUGAGGAGGUUGACAUUUUAUUGAAGAAUUUUUAACACUUUCGCAGUUGUGUACUUGGAUUUCAGAGAGAGUGCUAAUCUUUCUGAAAGUUUGAGAAUGACACAAUGGGUUGUAUACUGUUUUUCUAGGUAACUUGAGAUUUUAUAUAAGUAACCUCAGUUUUAUGAUGGUGCCUCUAUUAGUGUUGAUCUGUUUACCAUGUGAUGUUUUGGUAUGAUUUGACGUUGUGUUAUUGGGGUGUCUAACUUUUGCAUUAAACAUAUUAUGUCCAGUUUGUUGGGCCAUAAUUUUGCAAUUCUUAUAGCUAAUGUAUGUUUUUCUAAAGAGGUUCAGCAAUUCAAGACAUUAUUUUUAAAUUACUCAAAAGAAAUAAUUUUUACCUUUGGCAUUUGUAUUAUUUAUAGUCUAAAAAUUAAAGUUUCUUGUGAAUAAACAAGGGGAAAAAUUAAGUGGCAAUAUAAAAAUUUUUAUAUUGUAUAUACUAUAUGUUGUGUACAUUAUAAAUGUAAGUAUUAAUAAAAAUGUUUGGCACUGUAGUUAAUUGUAUUUAGUUUUAAAAAAUAUAGUAGGAAUGAUGU
Molecule: messenger RNA, 2853 nt
Organism: Chinchilla lanigera (long-tailed chinchilla)
Lineage: Eukaryota; Metazoa; Chordata; Mammalia; Rodentia; Chinchillidae
Gene: Dph6
Product: diphthamine biosynthesis 6
Exons: 4
Coding region: 529-1251 (240 amino acids)
Biological process (GO): protein histidyl modification to diphthamide
Molecular function (GO): diphthine-ammonia ligase activity
Source: RefSeq, a predicted model, not a curated record